Molecule: messenger RNA, 2547 nt
Organism: Mesitornis unicolor (brown roatelo)
Lineage: Eukaryota; Metazoa; Chordata; Aves; Mesitornithiformes; Mesitornithidae
Gene: IPO9
Product: importin 9
Exons: 19
Biological process (GO): protein import into nucleus
Cellular component (GO): nuclear envelope; cytosol
Molecular function (GO): small GTPase binding
Source: RefSeq, a predicted model, not a curated record
AAUUUGGUGUCCAUUUAGCAGAACUGACUGUGGAUCCGCAGGGAGCUCUGGCCAUCCGUCAGUUGGCGUCCGUCAUUCUGAAGCAAUAUGUGGAGACUCACUGGUGUUCUCAGUCAGAAAAGUUUAGACCUCCAGAGACCACAGAAAGGGCAAAAGUUGCCAUUAGGGAGCUCCUCCCCAACGGGCUGAGAGAAUCGAUCAGCAAAGUGCGCUCGAGCGUUGCCUAUGCGGUUUCAGCGAUAGCGCACUGGGACUGGCCUGAAGCUUGGCCUGAGCUUUUCAACCUCUUGAUGGAGAUGCUGGUCAGUGGCGACGUGAACGCAGUGCACGGAGCCAUGAGGGUGCUUACAGAGUUUACACGGGAGGUGACGGACACACAGAUGCCACUUGUUGCUCCGGUUAUUCUUCCAGAGAUGUAUAAAAUUUUCACAAUGGCAGAGGUGUAUGGUAUUCGCACAAGGUCACGUGCAGUGGAGAUAUUUACCACGUGUGCCCAUAUGAUCUGUAACAUGGAGGAAUUGGAAAAGGGUGCGGCCAAAGUCCUGAUUUUUCCUGUGGUGCAGCAGUUCACAGAGGCCUUUGUUCAGGCCCUGCAAAUCCCUGAUGGACCUACAUCAGAUAGUGGCUUUAAGAUGGAAGUCCUAAAGGCCGUGACGGCACUUGUGAAGAACUAUCCCAAGCACAUGGUUUCGUCAAUGCAGCAGAUCCUGCCCAUUGUCUGGAAUACCCUCACAGAAAGCGCUGCCUUUUAUGUGAGAACGGAAGUAAAUUACACAGAAGAGGUGGAGGACCCUGUGGAUUCUGAUGGUGAAGUACUGGGCUUUGAAAACCUGGUGUUCAGCAUAUUUGAAUUUGUCCAUGCCUUGCUGGAAAACAACAAAUUUAAGAGCACAGUGAAGAAGGCUUUGCCAGAGCUGAUCUAUUACAUCCUCCUUUAUAUGCAGAUCACAGAGGAGCAGAUAAAAGUUUGGACUGCAAAUCCCCAGCAGUUUGUGGAGGAUGAAGAUGAUGAUACUUUUUCCUAUACAGUGAGGAUUGCUGCCCAGGAUCUGCUGCUGGCUGUGGCUGCUGAUUUCCAGAACGAGAGUGCAACUGCUCUGGCUGCAGCAGCUACGAGACAUUUGCAGGAAGCUGAGCAGGCAAAAAACAACGGUGCUGAGCACUGGUGGAAAAUACACGAAGCUUGUAUGCUGGCGCUGGGCUCUGUGAAGUCCAUUAUUACGGGCAGCGUGAAGAAUGGCAGAAUUCAUUUUGAUAUGCACGGCUUCCUGACAAACGUGGUUCUUGCAGACCUCAACCUUUCAGUGUCUCCCUUUCUCCUGGGUCGAGCUCUGUGGGCCGCCAGCCGCUUCACAGUGGCGAUGUCUCCAGAACUGAUCCAGCAGUUCCUGCAAGCCACGGUCAGUGGUCUGCACGAAACCCAGCCUCCGUCUGUGCGCAUCUCUGCAGUCAGAGCUAUCUGGGGCUACUGCGACCAGCUGAAGAUCUCUGAGAGCACCCACGUGUUGCAGCCUUUCCUUCCCAGCAUUCUUGAUGGCCUGAUCCACUUGGCAACUCAGUUCAGCUCAGAAGUCCUAAACCUGGUGAUGGAGACGCUGUGCAUUGUGUGUACGGUAGACCCAGCGUUCACAGCGAGUGUGGAGAACAAAAUCUGCCCCUUCACGAUUGCAAUAUUUCUGAAGUACAGUAACGAUCCAGUGGUUGCUUCUCUUGCCCAGGAUAUCUUUAAGGAGCUGGCUCAGAUAGAAGCCUGCCAGGGUCCAAUGCAGAUGAGGCUGAUACCAACCCUUGUCAGCAUCAUGCAGGCCCCUGCUGACAAGAUCCCAGCAGGGCUGUGUGCAACAUCUAUUGAUAUAUUGACCACAGUCGUGAGGAAUACAAAACCUCCUCUGUCCCAGCUCCUCAUCUGCCAGGCGUUCCCUGCGGUGGCUCAGUGCAGCUUGAACACAGAUGACAACGCUACAAUGCAGAAUGGUGGCGAGUGUCUGCGUGCCUACGUCUCGGUGGCGCUGGAGCAAAUUGCGCAGUGGCACGAUGAGCAAGGCCACAAUGGGCUGUGGUACGUGAUGCAGGUGGUGAGCCAGCUUCUAGACCCAAGGACCUCUGAAUUCACCGCAGCCUUUGUGGGCAAGCUGGUCUCCACUUUGAUAUCCAAAGCAGGAAGUGAGCUGGGAGAGAAUCUGGACCAGAUCCUGAGAGCUAUCCUGAGUAAAAUGCAACAAGCGGAGACGCUCAGUGUAAUGCAGUCCUUGAUUAUGGUGUUUGCUCACUUGGUUCACUCCCAACUGGAGCCACUCCUGGAGUUCCUGUGUAGUCUCCCUGGACCAACUGGGAAGCCUGCCCUGGAGUUUGUCAUGGCCGAGUGGAUGAGCCGGCAGCACUUGUUCUACGGGCAGUACGAAGGCAAAGUCAGCUCUGUAGCGUUGUGUAAGCUCCUCCAGUAUGGCAUCAACACAGACGACAAGCGGCUUCAGGACAUCAGGGUCAAGGGAGAAGAAAUAUUUAAUAUGGAUGAGGGAAUACGGACGCGAUCAAAGUCAGCCAAAA